AUGAACUUCUCUCGCCCGCACAGCGCGGCUGUGCAUGACGACGAUACUAUGAAUCGGAAUCCAGCGGACACCAGCUCGUUCUUCGACGUCGAGGACAACCAACAAAAACACAACUACGCAUUUGGAACGUGGAAAGAGAAGGCGGGGCGAAUAUAUGCCUCAGUUUUCCGGCCUCGGUCAGCAAAGAGAGGAAUUGUCGCUGCUGAUACUUUGCCAUCAUCAUCAUCAAGCACAUCACCAACUGAUAACAACACCAAUCCUUCGUCGAACCCACCGCGGCGCAGACGCUAUAUAGAUGUAUGGAUCACAAAGGACCCUCCGUCAUCGGCGUCGUCAUCAUCUUCCAGGUCUCGCCGCGGAAUCAAACAAGAAUAUCGAACCGCGCUCAAGGAUAGAGUUGUCCGGAAACACCUCACCAUCUGUAUUGUAUCAUUCAUUUUACUGCUUAGCAUGAUACCAAUAUACUCAAUCUACGCCUCCCACAACAAAUCGCUAAACGGACAAACAUACCACAUCUUCUUCCUCCUGUUCCUCAUGAUCUUCGUAAUCAUCUUCUGCCACUCAUUGGCGCGAACGAUUCUUCUCGCGACAAGUAUUGCGCAACACGGCGGCUGUGCGAGUAACGGCGCGACUUCGUUUUCGUCGUUCCGUCGCAUACCCAGCGUGGCUGGUCCACAGGGUUAUGCUCAACCGGCGCAUCCGAUCCAUGUCGUUCUUGCGAGGGAUGAGGAGAUUGCGCUUGAGGCGGCCGACUCUUGGUCUGAGGGGCCAGGACAAGGAGAAGGGGGAAAUAAUAGUACAAGCACGACUAGCAAACCUGCUGCACCGCCACCAGCAUAUGGUCUUUGGCGGAAUACUGUGCGCAUAAAUCCGAAUCUGCUCUACUGGCAACGAGUUGAUAAUACAAAUACAAACACGAAUACCACAAUAACACCAUUACCAACAAUACAUGACAGCAAUAACAACGAUGAAAGUCAAAACGAGCAACAUAAUCAACAUCAAACAACAAAUACAAACGCAAACUCAAUCACGCCUUCGACAACGUCAACACAAAUCCGUCCGCCGAGUUAUGCCUCGGAGGACGGGGUGGAAUGUACUCAAGUGAACGCCAUGGAGUGGGAUACUUUUCUUUUCAACACCGCUGCCUUCAUUACCGGGGUCAUAGUUCUCGACAUCGGCGCCGACAAAUUCAUCGACCACACAGUGGUCGUCGGCCGCCGCUUAGGCGUUCCCCAGACACUCAUCGCGCUAUUGACUGCUGGGGCUGAAUAUGAGGAGCUCGCGGUGGUAAUUGCUGCAAUCCUUCAGCACCAGACCCCAUUGGCUCUCGGGAAUGUGAUGGGUUCGACCAUUUCUAACAUUCUCGGGGCUUUCUCUCUGGGGUUGAUAUUCCACUCUGGUCCGAUUACUUUUGAUUGGAGUGCGAAGGUGUAUACUGUGUUUCUGUUCGUCAUUACUACGAUAUUCGUUGCGUUGGCGUUCUUUGGCAGGCUGGAUAGGACUGCUGGUGUUGCGUUCAUAGCUCUCUUUGUCGUGUAUAUUGGCUCGAUUGGUUAUGCGAUUUAUCGAGGAGUUAUCGAUCCGCCAGAGGAUUCUGAUUCUGAUUCUGAUUCUGACAGCGACAGCGAUAGCGAUAGCGAUGGGGAAGAAGACAACGACACACUCGUUCCGUCAGAAACAUCCCGUCUGCUAGGCAGUGAGCAUUCCGGAGAUGUCAGUAGACAGAGACAGCCUGCACAUUCUCUCGUGUAUCACAUCGCCCAGCUAUUCGUCGGGUUUGUCUUACUCUCCAUAUCCGGCUUCGUCCUAUCGCACAGCAGCAGCACAAUCGCUGAAUCGCUCGAUCUCUCCGGCACAGUGGUCGGUAUUACCAUUCUGUCAUUCGCCACAACUCUACCGGAGAAAUUCGUGGCUAUUAUGAGUGGUUCGCGCGGCCAUAGUGGUAUUAUGGUCGCAAGCACGGCUGGGAGUAACAUAUUUCUGCUUACGCUUUGCAUGGGCAUUGUCGCUGUUAGUGACAUACCUGAUGGCCAUGAUAUUGCUGACAGCUUCGUGCUCUUUGAGCUUGGGGUUACCUGGCUGUCGUCUGUGUUGCUUUUGGCGGUGGUUGUGUUGGGCCUUGGUCGGAUAGCAGGCAUUGCACUUUUGGCUGCAUCACACACCGAACACAUGUUCUACCAUGGCUACGACAACUACAUCAAAUACGCAUUCCCAGAAGACGAACUGCGCCCUCUUUCCUGCGGCCCGCUCACGCGCGAUCGCGACCGUCCCGAUAGAAUCGAGCUGAAUGAUGUCCUCGGCAAUUACUCGCUGACCAUGAUUGACAGUCUGUCAACUCUGGCCAUCCUCGCAUCCAGCAAUGAUACCGGGUCGCGCGCAUGGUCGCAUUUCGAGAAUGGCGUGACAGAGCUUGUCCGGCUGUAUGGCGAUGGUAGUGAUGGUCCCGCCGGUCAGGGCGAGAGAGCGCGAGGGUUUGAUUUGGAUAGUAAAGUGCAGGUUUUUGAGACUGUGAUACGGGGGUUGGGUGGUUUGUUGAGCGCGCAUCUCUUCGCUGUCGGCGAUCUACCCAUUCGAGGAUACGCUCCAUCGACGGAAGAUGCUGAAUAUGCGAAGGCUUGGGAUAAGGACGCUUUUUCGUCGGCAGAAUAUAAUCAUACUAAAGGAAUCGUCUGGUCCAAUGGCUUUAUAUAUAACGGGCAAUUGCUACGUCUUGCUCACGAUCUGGCAGAUCGUCUCCUCCCCGCGUUCUACACGCCGACGGGUCUUCCAUACCCCCGCGUAAACCUGCGUUAUGGCGUUCCAUUCUUUGACAAUUCACCAUUGAGCAAGAAUUAUCCUGGGCAGCAGCAGCAGCAGCAGCAACAAAAAAGCAAAAGAACAGGAAGUCAAGAAAUCACCGAGACUUGUAGCGCGGGCGCGGGCAGUCUUGUUUUGGAAUUCACGACCUUGAGUCGCCUAACUGGUGAUGGCCGUUAUGAGGAUCUUGCCAAAAGGGCGUUUUGGGCCGUUUGGCUGAGGAGGAGCGAGAUUGACUUGCUCGGGGCUGGCAUUGAUGCUGAGUCGGGCAAUUGGGUAGCCCCAUUUACAGGUAUUGGCGCUGGGAUUGACAGCUUUUUUGAAUACGCUUUCAAAGCGUAUAUUCUGUUGUCCUCCGGAGAUCCGGAACCGCCCAGGUUUGAUCCCCAUAGUCCCUGGAGUGUCAUGGACAGCUACUUUAUACCUCUUGGGGAAGAUAAUCAUUCCCCCGAGUUCUACUUCAACGUCUGGCAAAACGCCCAGGAUGCUAUCAAGCACCACCUCUAUCGCGGCCACGGCUACCAGCAUCCACAUUACGUGCAAGCCGAUCUCCAGACCGGCGCAACCAGGGCGCUAUGGAUAGACAGUCUGAGCGCAUUCUAUCCUGGCGUGCUUACGCUGGCAGGCCGGAUUGAAGAAGCAACUGAAAUCCAUCUACUGGCCACCGCGCUAUGGACGCGAUUCUCUGCUUUGCCAGAACGUUGGAAUGUUGCCACGGGAGACAUAGACAACGGCCUUGGAUGGUGGGGAGGCCGUCCUGAGUUCAUCGAGUCAACCUACUAUUUGUAUCGCGCAACUAGAGACCCCUGGUAUCUCCAUGUUGGUGAGAUGGUGCUGCGAGAUAUUAAACGUCGUUGCUGGACGAGAUGUGGCUGGGCGGGCCUGCAGGAUGUGCGUACGGGCGAGCUACAGGAUCGCAUGGAGAGUUUCUUCCUAGGAGAAACAGCCAAGUACCUGUUCUUACUUUUCGAUCCGGAUCAUCCCUUGAAUAAACUGGACGCGCCGUUUGUGUUUACAACUGAGGGACAUCCGCUGAUUAUUCCGAAGAGUUCCGCCUCCUCAGCGUCAAAGCCGACAACAAGGAAAGAAGAUCCCGCUUUCAACAAAGACGCUGAAAUAAUGGCCUACACUUGCGAGGUUGCACCGCUGCCUCCUCCAUUCAGUCUGUCUUCGACAGCGGCGCGGCCGGACAUUUUCCACGCCGCGAGUCUGGCGCGUCUACACCUCAUGCCCGGUCGAAACGAAGCUGGCGGUGCACUGCUUGACUUUGCAUACGACCAUCCCAGCGUGACUGUUUCUGAUUUAUUCUCGCCAUCCAACUACACAUUCUACCCCUGGACACUGCCUCCCGAGCUAGUGCCGUACAAUGCAAUGAGCUCUCCCAUGUCAGUUCGACCUUCACUAGACAUAUCGUUCCCGAAAUUACCGGGUAUGAUACUUGGGCCAGGGGCAAUGGAAAGAGUGCGAGAUGGUAUUCUGCUGAAAUCAAUUGGGGGCAUGCGGCUUGGAAUGGUGCAGGAUAUCCCAAUGAGCGUCGAAGGCUUGACAGAUGUAUAUGCGGAAGGAUUCCGAAUCCAGGUGGUCAAUAAUGUGCCAUUGGGCAGGGAUGAGAAGGUGUACAUAUCUCGAGAUAUUUUGUUUGAUGUUCUGAGUCCUAAUGAUCCGCAUUUCUCUCGGGUGCGCGAUUCAGUUAUGUUGGAUAUUGUCGUUGAUGUUGAACCGGGAAGAGCAGCAAAGACGAAGAACAAAAACCAUACAAAGUCUGAGCAUGUACAAGGAAAAAAACGACAACAACAAAACAGUCAGCAGGAACCAGCCAUCAUCCAGGAGGAUUCUCUUUCACUGUCCAGCGACAACACGCUCCUGAGCAGACCCCUUUCGCGCGCAUCAAGCGUUAGAACGGCCCUGUCAGCGCUCAUGAGCCACGUCUCUGCCAUCCUACGCGACGAUCAUCGCCGCGGCGGCGACGACGACGACGACAGCAACAGCAUGGGCGAUGACGACUACUUUUCGUUUUCAUCGAGGAAGAAAUCCGGUAGUAGCAGUAGCAGUACAGCGAUCCGCCUAACACUGCCCGCCGCCAAUUCCAUCGGUGCAGGCUCUGGCCCCUUACCGGAUGUCCCAGACGCCUCUAUAUUCUUGCACACCGGCAAGCCGGCGACGACACGUCUGCAAUGGUCGAAAAUAUAUUUAACUGACGAGCUGUGCGACCACCGACUACCAGCCGAAGUGCCGCGCGAGUACCAGGUGCUCGUGCUUAAGCGUGGGGGGUGCACAUUCUCCGAGAAACUGAGGAAUAUUCCUGGCUACCAUCAUGCGUCCAGCAACAUCAACAGCCGCAGCUUGCAACUGGUCAUUUUGGUGUCGUAUCCCGAACACGACGAAAUGAUCUUAUCGUCGUCACCCUUGUACGAUGCCGACAGCCACUAUCAUCAACAGCGCCCCUUCACAUCCACAAACCCGCAGCAACUACAAGCCCGAGCGGCACUAGCAGCUGAACCCAUGCUCGUCCGGCCGCAUCUAGACGAGAUACAACUGACGGCGGGCGGACUGCCGCGACCAGAGCCCAUUGCGGCGAUCAUGGUGGGCGGCGGCGAGCAGACGUACGCGCUGCUGAGGGAUUCGACGGGCUUGGGGAUUCGGAGGAGGUGGAUGAUGCGCAAAGCUAUCAUCGCGCAAGACGCGCCCGCAGAAGCCCUCACAACCGACCGCCUCUCCAACACCAACCAAACCGUCCUCCACCAACAGCAGCAACAAAACAAGACAGCGACAAAACCCCGAAACAGAACACUCUACUUCGCCUACGGCUCCAACCUGUCGCCCACCCAAAUGCGUCACCGCUGCGAACACGACCCAUCAACCUCCGGCCGGCCCCUAGCCCUCGCACGCCUGGAUCACUGGCGCUGGCUCAUCUGCGAGCGCGGAUACGCAAACGUGAUUCCGCCGGCGAAAUGGAGGGUUGGUCGACAAGUAGGGUAUGCGGAUUUGGUUCCUGAGUCUUCCUCUUCCUCUUCUUCUUUUUCUGCUUCUCCGGACACAGAAACCAAAGACAGGGACAAGGACGUCGUCUUUGGCAUCCUCUACGAAAUGACGCCCGAAGACGAAUUCCUCCUAGACGGCUACGAAGGCGUGGAUCAUUUGGCGCCUGCAUCAGCGUUUGCGCGCCAGAUACCGCUCGAUAUCAGGCCGAGGGAGCAGGAGAAUGGCGCGUAUAAUAAGUGGUAUGUGCCAGCGCGGGUUGUGAAGUGGCUUUAUACAGAUGGAGGUCGAGCAGAAGACGAAGAAGAAGGAGAAGAAGAUGCGACGGUCCUGGUCUACGUAGACGAGAAGAGAGUCUCGCAGGGGCCGCCCAAGUGGGAGUAUAUAGCCAGGAUGAAUAGAGCUAUUGCGGAGUCGACGGUGCUGGGAGUUCCGCGCAACUGGGUGCAGAGUGUGAUGAGGAGGGCGAUUCCUGAGGACGAUACCUAG
Talaromyces atroroseus is the source of this 6264-nucleotide messenger RNA. RefSeq lists its product as hypothetical. Gene Ontology annotation, biological process: endoplasmic reticulum mannose trimming; carbohydrate metabolic process; mannose trimming involved in glycoprotein ERAD pathway. Gene Ontology annotation, molecular function: mannosyl-oligosaccharide 1,2-alpha-mannosidase activity; calcium ion binding. The coding region runs from base 1 to 6264 and encodes 2087 amino acids. The transcript has 9 exons. NCBI's taxonomy places the organism in Eukaryota, Fungi, Ascomycota, Eurotiomycetes, Eurotiales, Trichocomaceae. The record is from RefSeq and is a predicted model, not a curated record. Gene Ontology annotation, cellular component: membrane; endoplasmic reticulum.